CUUCAGCAGAACUGAGCAGUAGGACUUACUAUCUCCCUCCACCAGCAUGGCUGUCAACAUGCCCACCAAGGAGCAGUGCGAGGGCUGGGACUCUGCCCAGUUGGCCGACUACCUCGGACAGAAUGGCAUGGCAGACUGUGCUGCUACAGCGUGGAUGAUGAAGAUGGAUGGCCGCUGGUUUCUGAAUCUCACAGAUGGUGACCUCAGCAGAUUUAACCCAAUACACAGGCCGCAAGUGCAGAAGAUGGUUCAGGACAUCAAAAAGAAUGAGGACAGCAUCUUCAACAGACUGAAAAGGUUCCAAAGCGAACAAGCAACUCUCAUUCUCAAAACUGGGAGAAGUACAUUGGACAGGUUAAAAAACAAAGCACCUCCUCAGGUACCCAGCAGAGACUACAGAGAAACCAACGGAGAUGGAAAUAACUGUUCAGGGUCUGACAAUGAGAGUGAUACCUACGAGGAACCGCAGGGUGAGCACGAUGACAGCUAUGAGCCCCCACCGUGCGAGAGAGUCUUCACCCCCACAGCCUCACUGGCCAUGCCCCGGGGACAGUAUGUAGACAGGUGCCCCAGGCGUCCUAGCCCAAACCCUCGGCCUCCCCUCAAGCCCCAUCGUCCCAAAGCCCCCAGCCCCCACCACAGAGCGAACGCACAAGAGGAAGAUGAGGAUUAUGUGAAGCCACAGGCGGAUACAGAUGACGACUACAUUGAGCCCUCGGAAAACAGUGAAUUUCCGCUCGUGAACAGACGGAACAAGCCCCUGAGGCCAGCAGCUGCAGCUGAAUUAGGCACAUUCACAGAUGUAUAUGAGGUACCAGACCUAGAUGAUGACUGUUUGCCAAGGACAAGUCCUCAUCUUCAGCCUCCGCCUCAAAGAAUACCACCGAUACCCAGCCCAAGACUGCAUGGUAGGAAGCCUGCACCUCCACCCAAGCCAGGUCCAGAUGAUGGUGAUGAUGACGAUGGCGGUGGUGACGAAGAAUAUGAAGUCUGCGAUGGAGUUGAAAGUGUUAGUAUGAAUGCAAAUACUGUGCCACUACCCAUACCUCUACCAAGAGAGCCGAGAAGACAUAUACCGCCGAAACCAAAGUUCAGCCUUUCACCCAGAGAACAAGAAGUGCCAGUGUGUAAUAGACCGAGUCCCCCAGAGCCUCGCUCCGCCUCCCCACGAAGAGGAAUACACAGAGGCAGGCUGCCCAGUCCAGCAGCAGCAAUAGACAAUGGAAAUCAAGAUUCAGAAGAGAAAGCUGGUGUUCUGCACAAGCCUUGGUACAGCAGUGCAUGUGGCCGCAAAAUGGCAGAGAGAGCGUUGCUGCGUGCAAACAAGGACGGUGCCUACCUGGUGAGGAGAAGCUCUGGGCAGGAUGUCCAGCAGCCCUUCACGCUGGUGGUGCUGUACAGCGGCCAUGUCUACAACAUCCCCAUACGCUUCCUGCCCCCCACACAGCGCUACGCCCUGGGCAGCGAGAAGUCAGGAGAGGAGUACUUCAACUCAGUGGCACACAUCAUUGAGAACCACCAACGCAACCCUCUGGUCCUGAUCGACAGCCAGAGCAACACCAAGGACUCUACCAAGCUGCUGCACCCCGUCCAGGUCUGAGAGCCGCGGGGCAGAGUGGACAAAAAUAGGAGAGGAGAAAACCUUCCAGGGUGUAGAAUACUUGCAGGGUCUGUCUCGAAAUCACUCAUCUGCCGUCUCCUCAGGCUUCUGGCCUCGUGUCUUCCACCUGUUUUGAUCAUAUUGUUUCCUCCACACGAAACAAUAAGGUCACUGUCAAGAAGCUCAGAGUUUUUUUUCCCAAUUCAAAAUCUUGAUUUCAACUGAGAUGAGUAAAUUCUGAAGUAUGUUUUUGCAAGGCUUUGAAAAAAAAAACCUACUCUCAUUGAGAUUCCAUUGAUGACGCCAAGGCUCGAGGCCUGAGGAAAGCAGACACCUCAAGAGAAACACACAUGAUGGGGUGUGAGUCAGUCUGUGUCCUCCUGUCCUUUCCUGAUCAAAGUUAAUAUCUUGCUGAAACAAAAUUCAAAGGCCAUUCGGUCCAACGGGGAUGUUGAAUGGGACAAAGCCCCCCUCCCAAAAAAAUCCUUCUGUGUUACUUGACAGUGAUAAGAAUGGUUUGUUUUCUCCAUUUAGUCAAGCCAAGGCGACACUGGGUGCAUUCCAGUAUGCGACCUUGCUUCAUCCACUUGGGCUUGUGGCCUCACGUUUUGCCGAUGCCCAUCCUCCGUGGAGAAAACAAUUAAGUUUCCCCAUUGUCAGCCUAGCCACAACCAUUUUUGCGGGACUAUUCUUCAUUCACCAUCCAGAUUGUAAAUGAGAAAAUUACUUUACAAUUGAGCUUUUGCGAGAUAUUGAAAUAUAAUGUUGUUGUGUCAGUGAUGUCAUGAUGUAUUACUUCCUGGUACGAGGCCAUAAGCACAAGUGGACGACCCAAGUCUGCAUUUUGGAAUGCACCCACUGAGGCAAGUAGCCAGAGGCCACAGGAAAGGAAAGGAGGAGAAAGACUGACUUGCACCCAUCGGUAUUUUGGUUGUCCGCCCCCCUUUUCGAUGGCUGGGCCCACACUCCUCUGGAUGUCACCAUGCAGCAUAAACUGUGCUCACUGGAGACUGAAGCUGAAGCUUGCUCCAUGUAUUCACUCACGAGAGUGAUGGGACUGAUAUUAUGGACCUAAUGCUAUGUGUUGAUAAAUCAUCACAAUGUUUUGUAUAGUAGUGACAGAGUGGAUUACAUGAUGCAGUAUGUGUACAUUUUAGUGGGUUGUAAGUAUUGCUCUACUGUAUUGAUUAAAAAAAAACUAUAUUUCUGUUGUUUCUUUUUGCACUGGAUUCUUUACAAAGCUGUCAAAUGAUAUUCUUUAAAAAAUGUUUUUAUUAGGUGCAGCAUUCCUUCGAGCAGUUCUUUUGCAAACAUUGCAUGUUAAUGCAUGGCAGGGGUAAUGGCCUGUGGUGAUGGUUUGUAAUAGAUUGUCAGCAGCCCUUCCCACACUGGUCAGUAGUGUGUAUUAGGCUACUAUAAAUCCUACAGCAAAGGGAACUGAGCUCCAGCUCUGUGCACAGCACUGCAUGGGGGUGGGGAUGCAGCACGGUGUCCCAAUUUAAAUCCUGCUUAGCAGGGCCGCCGCUGACAGCUUUGGCCGGGCCUAGAACAAAAUCAUCUGAAAGUACCCCCCGCUCAAAACAUACAAUUGUAAUGUGGACCCAACUCUGGCCUCCCCGUUCUCCCUGGGCCCAGGACAACUGACUACACGCACCUCUCCCCCCCAACCCCCACUCCCCAUCGGCUUCCCUGCUGCUUUUUUUAAAUAGUAAAGUCCUUCCUGGCGACGCCCCUGAAGUAUGGUAGUGAGACAGAAGGAGUGAGUGCAUUAUUACAAUUUAUAAAAUUUCAUUACAGCACUUUAUUAAUGCCCAGAAACAGCACAUGAGGAUGGUACAAAGAAAAGAAAAGAAAAGAAAAGAGAAGCACUGAGUUCAGUCUAUUUCAGGCACUUCAAAAACACCCCUUUCAUCAACACUAAAAAGCACAGCUAAAUUGUAGUUAUGGACAGAAGAGCGUCUCGAUCUGUUUUCUCUGCGCAAAAAAACCCCUCUUCAGUGCAUGGACUGUUACUUUUCCGUGGUACAAACGAUAAUAAUAAUUAUAAUUAUAAUAAUAAUAAUAAUAUAAAGCUUCUGCUGUUGACAUGGCUCAAAAUGAUGAUAAGAGAAAAUAUGAUAAAACCAAUAUAUCACAUCUGAAUUAGCUAAAGCAUGGCAAGACUUUUAGCCAAGUCAAAAGUGCUGCAAUUAUCAAGAGUGCAAAUAAAUAAAUUAUCAUCUUCAAGUCAUGGAAGAAAUAGCUAUGGACUAAUCACAUUCUGCUAUGUGGAAGGUGUUCCCUGAAAACAUUUCAGCCUACACAACUAUUGCAUUAUCAAUGUGAUGUAAAAAAAAAAAAAAAAAGGUUUUGGUCACAGAAAAAACAUUCAGACAUUUGCUGAAGGUGACAGAUUUGUUGUUUAAAUAUAUAUCUAUUUUU
Messenger RNA from Engraulis encrasicolus (European anchovy), 4021 nucleotides. It is a transcript of the gene blnk, whose product is annotated as B cell linker. The coding region runs from base 47 to 1600 and encodes 517 amino acids. The transcript has 25 exons. Gene Ontology annotation, biological process: intracellular signal transduction; cell surface receptor protein tyrosine kinase signaling pathway. Lineage: Eukaryota; Metazoa; Chordata; Actinopteri; Clupeiformes; Engraulidae. The record is from RefSeq and is a predicted model, not a curated record.